Molecule: messenger RNA, 902 nt
Organism: Saccostrea cuccullata (small rock oyster)
Lineage: Eukaryota; Metazoa; Mollusca; Bivalvia; Ostreida; Ostreidae
Product: probable tubulin polyglutamylase TTLL9
Exons: 5
Coding region: 1-594 (197 amino acids)
Biological process (GO): protein polyglutamylation; microtubule cytoskeleton organization
Cellular component (GO): cilium
Molecular function (GO): tubulin-glutamic acid ligase activity; tubulin binding
Source: RefSeq, a predicted model, not a curated record
AUGGUUAUAACUCAGUGCUUAGAUGUUCAUUUGACAAAUGUUGCCGUCCAGAAAAAUGCCCCCGAUUACGACCCUGACAAGGGAUGUAAAUGGUCCACCCAACAAUUACGGAAGUACCUCGCCGCCAAGCACGGCGUGGAGGCCGUCAAAAAAGCAUUUAAAGGGAUUGACAACAUCAUCAUCAAAUCAUUACAAAGUGUUCAAAAAAUCAUCAUUAACGAUAAACAUUGUUUCGAGAUGUAUGGUUAUGAUGUUUUGUUUGAUUCUGAUCUUAAACCGUGGUUAAUAGAAAUAAAUGCCUCACCCUCGCUCACAGCCAGUGGAAAAGAAGAUUAUGACCUUAAAUUUGGACUCUUAAAUGACCUUCUAAAUGUUCUUGACCUUGAGAACCGACUGACAGGUAAAGAAAAGCGGAUAGGGGGCUGGGACUUGUUGUGGGAGGAUGGACCCAUUUUGGCCGACGACGGAAACAUGGAGUGUACUCCAAACGGGACAACAGCGUCCAUUCCCAACUCAUUUCUAGGUUGCCAUAACGAUAGAAAGAGACAGCUGAGGGAAUUGUACACGGCUGCCCAGUCCAUUAAGAAGUCGUGACACGAUAAAUAACAGCUACUGCUAAAUAUAAAAUAUACCCAGGGACUGUCCUGUGAUUUUAUAUACAAGACUAUAUGUGUGAAACAUUUCAGCUUCCACUUGUCCAGUAAGGAUUGCCUACGUUUAAAAUUCAUGAAGGCUUGCUCAGUAUGAUGGAACCCCCCCUCCCAAAGAUUGAAAUCUUAAAAAUAAAAAAAAAACCUGCAAUAUUUUACCAUAACUAAAAUUAAAAGCAAUAAGUGCAUAUAUUGUGCCUUCUUGAAACUGCGUUAACAUUCAGACUUGUAUUCACAUGUAUUGUCAUUAAA